Messenger RNA from Cotesia congregata, 4995 nucleotides. The record is from the annotation of a GenBank genome assembly. NCBI's taxonomy places the organism in Eukaryota, Metazoa, Arthropoda, Insecta, Hymenoptera, Braconidae.
AUGUCAAGUAUUGAUCUUGAAGCUGCAAUACUGCGUAGUUCAUCAUUUUUAAAGCCAAAUCCUUACGUGGAAUUUUCCGUGGACGACAAAAGUCCUCGAAAAACAGAAGUAUCUAAAGCAACUUAUCAGCCAAAAUGGAACGAAGAGUUUACAAUUCUCGUGACACCAUACUCUCAGUUACACUUUCGUUUAUUAGAUCACAGUACGUUUCGCAAGGACACGAUGAUUGGCGAGAAACGCAUAAGUCUGUUUCAAAUUUUAUCGCAUUACAGCGGUAAGCUUGAAAACUUAGAGUUGACCCUAGAUUUAAUAAACGAGAGUAAACACGAUUCGCAGUUAGCCAAAGUCGGUGAAUUAGUAACACUGUUCGAUGGUUUAAAAAUUGAUAUGUCCACCGUAACACCACCAGCAGUAAUAGAGCAAAUGCGUCAACCAGGUUGUACAUCGUCAAUCGGUUCGCACCCAUUAGCAGCUGCGAAUUCUGCCGAUCCGGCAAAUAACCGCAGUAUAUUAAAUGGAGGUAUCCGGGCGUUGAUGCGUGGCCAGGGGACUGAAAACACAGCACCCACGCAACACCGCAGCCCGUAUUUAGUUUACGAACCUAGCGAUUUUGGGCAAUCCGUUAUGGUGAAUACCAACGGAACGUCACGUAACGUAAUGGGAAACGCAGUUUUGUCUGCAAGGUUGCCGCCGCUCGCCGAAAGUGCAUCUUCAGCACCCAGAACAGUAGUCGGAUCUAUCCGGACUUCUGGUGAGUCCAGUAACGGAUCGUCAAGAUCAAACGUCGCUGGAUCACGCUUACCUAAAUAUGCUUGUGAUAUCCACACCGUAGGAUUAGCUGGAGCUCAAUCUGAUGAAAAUUCAGCUCCUUCAUCUCGUUUAUCAAUUGAGAAUUCUCGAGAUGACGCAAUUGACCGUCACAGUGAAGUAACGUCACGUGAUAAUCCUACUUCAUCAUUCCCGAUGUUAGAAAAUAACCGCGAUGACAAUAAUUCAACGGUAACGAUAACCAGCGGAGGAGGAGGAGGAGUCACUGGAAUUAAUACAGCAUCUGGAUUGAGAUUACUCGCGGAACGACGUAACGAAAAUUCUCAGGCUAUUACGUCAAUGAUGGUACCAGAUGUGUCUCGGCAGCGGUAUGAUAAUGCACCAAUAACGGUGCUUAUGCCAAAUGAUCCGAUAACUCAGCCGGCUCCAGCUGAAGCUGCUGCGCAACCUAUCGCUGAGGUUGAACCAGCCGAGGAACCUUUACCUCCUGGGUGGGACAUGCGCUAUGAUGUCUACGGACGAAGAUAUUACGUCGAUCAUAAUACACGCAGCACUUCCUGGGAGAGACCGCAACCGUUACCACCUGGUUGGGAAGUCCGUCGUGAUCCGCGUGGUAGGAUUUACUAUGUUGAUCAUAACACGCGUAGCACCACUUGGCAGAGACCUAAUACAGAGCGACUUCAACAUUUCCAACAGUGGCAGGGUGAGAGGCAGUUUGUUGUUCAGCAGGGUAACCAGAGGUUUCUCUACCCACAGGCUGGUGGACAGCCUGUUGUCGCCGGUCCAUCGACAAGUGUUGCCACCGAUGAAGACGACGCACUUGGACCUUUACCGGCUGGGUGGGAGCGCAGAAAACAGCCAGAAGGACGAGUUUAUUAUGUUAAUCAUAAAAAUAGAACGACGCAAUGGGAGGACCCUAGAACUCAGGGACAAGAAACAGGUAUCGAUGAACCCCCUCUGCCUGAUGGCUGGGAAAUACGGCUUACUGAAGACGGUGUUAGAUACUUUGUUGAUCAUAAUACACGUACUACUACAUUCCAAGAUCCUAGACCAGGAGCUCCUAAAGGACCAAAAGGUAUUUAUCGCGUACCAAGAGCAUAUGAACGUUCCUUCCGUUGGAAGUUGUCGCAAUUUAGAUUCUUGUGUCAAACAAAUGCAUUACCUAAUCAUAUAAAAAUUAGCGUAAGCAGGCAAACGCUUUUUGAAGAUUCUUACCAUCAAAUAAUGAAUGCUGAGGCUUUUGCAUUGAGACGAAGGUUAUAUAUUAUAUUUAAAGGUGAAGAAGGACUUGAUUAUGGUGGAGUUUCAAGAGAGUGGUUUUUCUUAUUGAGCCAUGAAGUUUUAAAUCCAAUGUACUGUCUUUUUGAGUAUGCCAAUAAGAGUAAUUAUAGUUUACAAAUAAAUCCAGCGUCUUAUGUCAAUCCAGAUCAUCUGCAAUAUUUCAAAUUCAUCGGUAGAUUUAUUGCAAUGGCUUUAUACCAUGGACGAUUUAUUUAUAGUGGAUUUACGAUGCCUUUUUACAAACGGAUGUUAAAUAAAAAAUUGAUAAUGAAAGAUAUUGAGUCUAUUGAUCCAGAAUUUUACAAGUCACUUAUCUGGAUAAAGGAGAAUAAUAUUGACGAGUGUGGUUUAGAAUUGUAUUAUAGCGUAGAUUUUGAGAUACUUGGUCAAGUUAUUCAUCAUGAGUUAAAAGAGAACGGCGAUAAAAUCCGAGUCGUUGAAGAGAACAAAGAAGAAUAUAUGAGAUUAAUGACAGAGUGGAGGAUGACCAGAGGCAUCGAAGAACAAACAAAAGCCUUUUUGGAAGGUUUUAAUUCGGUUGUACCAUUGGAAUGGCUCAAGUAUUUUGAUGAGCGUGAACUUGAACUGAUGCUAUGUGGUAUGCAGGAAAUAGACGUUGAUGAUUGGCAACGUAAUUCAAUCUACCGACAUUACACGAGGAAUAGUAAACAAGUAUUGUGGUUCUGGCAGUUUGUACGGACGACAGACAAUGAAAAGAGAGCGAGAUUACUGCAAUUUGUUACGGGAACUUGCCGCGUACCUGUUGGUGGUUUUGCAGAAUUAAUGGGAAGUAAUGGACCUCAGCGAUUUUGUAUUGAAAAAGUUGGCAAGGAUACUUGGUUACCAAGAUCACAUACUUGUUUUAACCGAUUGGAUUUACCACCGUAUAAAAGUUACGAUCAAAUGGUGGAAAAAUUGAAUUAUGCUAUCGAAGAAACUGAAGGCUUCGAAAAUAACUACGAUGACAAUAAUUCAUCGGUAACGAUAACCAGCGGAGGAGGAGGAGGAGGAGUCACUGGAAUUAAUACAGCAUCUGGAUUGAGAUUACUCGCGGAACGACGUAACGAAAAUUCUCAAGCUAUUACGUCAAUGAUGGAACCAGAUGUGUCUCGACAGCAGUAUGAUAAUGCACCAAUAACGGUGCUUAUGCCAAAUGAUCCGAUAACUCAGCCGGCUCCAGCUGAAGCUGCUGCGCAAUCUAUCUCUGAGGUUGAACCAGCCGAGGAACCUUUACCUAAUGGGUGGGAAAUGCGCUAUCAUGUCAACGGACGAAGGUAUUACGUCGAUCAUAAUACAAGCAGCAUUUCCUGGAAGAGACCGCAACCGUUACCACCUGGUUGGGAAGUCCGUCGUGAUCCACGUGGUAGGAUUUACUAUGUUGAUCUUAACACGCGUAGAACCACCUGGCAGAGACCUAAUACAGAGCGACUUCAACAUUUCCAACAGUGGCAGGGUGAGAGGCAGUCUGUUGUUCAGCAAGGUAACCAGAGGUUUCUCCACCCACAGGCUGAUGGACAGCCUGUUGUUGCCGGUCCGUCGACAAGUGUUGCCACCGACGAUGACGACGCACUUGGACCUUUACCGGCUGGGUGGGAGCGUAGAAAACAGCCAAAAGGACGAGUUUAUUAUGUUAAUCACAAUAAUAGCAAGUUGCAAUGGGAGGACCCUAGAACUCAGGGACGAGAAACAGGUAUCGUUGAAGCCCCUCUGCCUAAUGGCUGGGAAAUGCGGCUUACUGUAAAUGGUGUUAAAUACUUUAUUGAUUAUAAUACACGUACUACUACAUUCCAAGAUCCUAGACCGGGAGCUUCUAAAGAGCCAAAAAGUAUUUAUGAAAAAUUGUCGCAAUUUAGAUCAUUGUGCCGAACAAAUGCAUUACCUCAUUAUUUAAAAAUUACCGUAAGCAGGCAAACGCUUUUUGAAGAUUCUUACCAACGAAUAAUGAAUGUUGAAAGUUGUACAUUGAGACGAAAGUUGUCUAUUAUAUUCGAAGGUGAAGAGGGACUUGAUUAUGGUGGAGUUUCAAGAGAGUGGUUUUUCUUAUUGAGCCAUGAAGUUUUAAAUCCAAUGUACUGUCUUUUUGAGUAUGCCAAUAAGAGUAAUUAUAGUUUACAAAUAAAUCCAGCGUCUUAUGUCAAUCCGGAUCAUCUAAAAUAUUUCAACUUCAUCGGUAGAUUUAUUGCAAUGGCUUUAUUCCAUGGACGGUUUAUUUAUAGUGGAUUUACGAUGCCUUUUUACAAACGGAUGUUAAAUAAAAAAUUAAUAAUGAAAGAUAUUGAGUCUAUUGAUCCAGAAUUUUACACGUCACUUAUCUGGAUAAAGGAGAAUAAUAUUGACGAGUGUGGUUUAGAAUUGUAUUAUAGCGUAGAUUUUGAGAUACUUGGUCAAAUUAUUCAUCAUGAAUUAAAAGAGAACGGCGAUAAAAUCCGAGUCGUUGAAAAGAACAAAGAAGAAUAUAUGAGAUUAAUGACAGAGUGGAGAAUGACCAGAGGCAUCGAAAAACAAACAAAAGCCUUUUUGGAAGGUUUUGAUUCGGUUGUACCAUUGAAAUGGCUCAAGUAUUUUGACGAACGUGAACUUGAACUGAUGCUUUGUGGCAUGCAGAAAAUAGACGUUGAUGAUUGGCAACGUAAUUCAAUCUACCGACAUUACACAAGGAGUAGUAAACAAGUAUUGUGGUUCUGGCAGUUUGUACGGAUGACAGACAAUGAAAAGAGAGCGAGAUUACUGCAAUUUGUUACGGGAACUUGCCGCGUACCUGUUGGUGGUUUUGCAGAAUUAAUGGGUAACCGAUUCUGUAUUGAAAAAGUUGGCAAGGAUACUUGGUUACCAAGAUCACAUACUUGUUUUAACCGGUUGGAUUUACCACCGUAUAAAAGUUACGAUCAAAUGGUGGAAAAAUUGAAUUAUGCUAUCGAAGGAACUGAAGGCUUCAGUCAAAAAUAG